Molecule: messenger RNA, 678 nt
Organism: Daldinia vernicosa
Lineage: Eukaryota; Fungi; Ascomycota; Sordariomycetes; Xylariales; Hypoxylaceae
Exons: 2
Coding region: 34-276 (80 amino acids)
Source: RefSeq, a predicted model, not a curated record
AGCCGUCAUGCCAUUUGAAAAGAUAUUCGUCGUAUGAUCCUUCCAUGUCUACUCACACAGUUGCUACUUUUGAACCCUUGGGAUUCGCUUGGUAUUGAGAAUGCGACUCAUGCCUCUUCUCUAGCAAGAUCUACAGCUGACAUCCACUAUUUUCUACUGGGCAUUGGAUCAACGAGAGAUUCAUCUGAGUGUAAGAUGUCGGAAACGAGGACUUCGGUCUCUCACUGCCUUGACUUCCUAUGGCAACUCAGAAGCCCUGAGCUAUCAACUACCUAAGGCAAUGACGAUAUACCGUUGUGAGGGUAAUGAUCACACAAAAGCCAGCACUAAUCGUGAAAGUCGGAGUUUGAGGCAACGCCAAAGGCCUUCAGGAGUGACGCUCAUGUUACUCAUUUACAUCGUGCGGAGCGGUCAGCCUCAGAACAUGGCGUUGACGUCGUUUCUGGAACAGUCUGUGAACGCAACCCUGAUGUUCUGAAACGCUUAGCAGAGCCUCAAGAAAGUGCAGUGUAAGUGUGUACAUACAUAGUAUAACCCUUCAAACGUUAGCGUAUGGAUCUAGAUUUCGAUGCUACAAUAUAGAGUAUCCCUACAAAAGAUAGGCCAAUAGUAUUAUAGAAAUAUACGGGUCUUCCUACUAAGGCUACACGCUUAAUGCUUAUCCUUAGACCCUUGUCC